Molecule: messenger RNA, 1528 nt
Organism: Rotaria sp. Silwood1
Lineage: Eukaryota; Metazoa; Rotifera; Eurotatoria; Philodinida; Philodinidae
Source: the annotation of a GenBank genome assembly
UGGAAAUUGUUUAUAUCAUUCUAUUGUUGUUCUGAUGAACAAUCCAUUGGUGACAGCUAGUGAAUUGCGAGUUCGAACAAUAAUGGAACUUAUAACUAAUGAAAAUUAUUAUCAAACUACGUAUUCACAAUAUGUAGGACCUACCGAUGUUGCUAUUAAAGCUAUUUGCAAAAAUUAUAUGUUUUCUGAAUUAUAUGAAAUUGCCGCAUUAUGUAAUGUACUUCAAUGUAACAUAAGAAGUGUCUAUCCAAAAAUUGAUUUUCAUCAUUAUAUAGGAAUUUGGGAUAACCUCUUUACACCUAUUCCACCUGUUAAUUCCAAUUUUAACAUUGCGAUUUUAUGGUCAAAUGUCUUGAAUGAAAAAGAUGCUCGAGAAACACAUAAUGGCACGUGGAGCCCAAAUCAUUUUGUUCCACUUAUGUCACUACCUAUUCGUAAUGAAUUUAAUAACACCAGUCAAUCAGCGUCACUUGUUGUGACUCCUGAAAAGAAGACUUUCAAGAAUAAUACUGUUACUCAAAUAAGGACUCCAAGAUUUCAAUCUUCUCCUAGUAGACGCUUACGAAGUGAAGACAACAUCGGAAAUGAUUUUGCUCAAUCAAAUAUUUCAGAUUCAAUGCAAAAGGAAAAGAAUGAUAAAGAAGAACGACGUCAGAUUCAACUUCAAAAGAAAAGAGAACGAAGUAGAUCCAGUCGAAUGAAUGAAACAGAAGAACAACGUCAAAUUCGACUUAAGCAGGAGAGAGAACGAAGUCGAUCCAAUAGAACAAAUGAAUCAGAAGAGCAACGUCAAAUUCGACUUGAGAAGAAAAAAGAACAAAGUCGAUCAAGUGGAACGAAUGAAACAGAAAAACAAAGGGAAAUUCGUCUUGAAAAGAAAAGAGAACAAACUCAAUCCACCCGUACAAACGAAUUGGAAGAACAGCGUCAAAUUCGUCUUCAGAAGGAGAGAGAACGAAGUCGAUCCAAUAGAACAAAUGAAUCAGAAGAGCAACGUCAAAUUCGACUUGAGAAGAAAAAAGAACAAAGUCGAUCAAGUAGAGUGAAUGAAACAGAAAAACAAAGGGAAAUUCGUCUUGAAAAGAAAAGAGAACAAACUCAAUCCACCCGUACAAACGAAUUGGAAGAGCAACGUCAGAUUCGACUUGAACAACAAAAGAAACGAAGUCAAACAAAUAGAACUAAAAGGAAACUUGAAAAACAGAACAAUGAAAACAUUAGUACUGGACAAGAUUCUACUCAUUCUAAUUGGCCUGAACCAAUUAGUCGUGAUUUAAAAGACACUCGGUUGCAACAAUUUUUAGAACAGAUGUCCAUGUCAAAAUUGGCUGAAGCUACUUGUGCAGUUUGCAAUAUCCGUACGUCAGCAAAAGAUGCGAAGAAAAUUCCAAUCUCAAAAAUUCCUAAAAUUGAUUUACUUAAAGUUUCUGAAGAACUCAAAACUUUAAUUAAAAAUUCAACUGAAAAUACUGCCACUCUCAUCGAUGAUAACAAUACACAUACGACAUCACAGAUUAAAAGUAUGUAG